AUGGCGCAGGCUUACGCUUAUACCGUCUAUCGCGGCACAUUUAUCCAGACGCCCCGCCUGCCACACUUGAGCCCUCCGCCCAAGACAGAGCUUGUUCGCAAUCGCGGUGCACUCUGGGUUUCUUCCACAGACGGUCGGAUCAAAGGCUGUGACUGGCAGGCGCGCGAUGAGGUCUCCUUCAAGGCCCUGCUGGCUCGGAAUGGAUGGGUGGAUAUUGACGCACCCGAGGCCAAUGGCUCCGAUGGGAAUGAGGUCAAGGUGAAGAUCGUUAUUGCGAACGAAGAGAGGAACGAGUUCUUUUUCCCGGGCUUUAUCGACACCCAUAUCCACGCCCCCCAGUUUCCAAAUGUCGGCCUGUUUGGCUCCUCGACUCUGCUCGACUGGCUGGAAACCUACACGUUUCCCGUCGAAUCGGGCUUCGGAGUCCAAGCCGACCAAUCGAAAGGAACCGGCAAGCUUCCCAAAGAUGCCCCGCCAUCUGCGCUGCGCAUCUACGAUCACGUUGUUGCGCGCACGCUCUCCAAUGGUACGACUUGUGCGUCCUAUUUUGCCACCAUCCACGUCCCGGCAACGAAUGCGCUCGCUGCGCUAUGCCAUUUGCGCGGUCAGCGGGCAUUUAUCGGACGGGUGUGCAUGGACAACCCGGAUUUCUGCCCGUCGUAUUAUAAGGACAUCUCGGCCGAUGACUCGCUGAGCGCAACAAGGUCGACGAUCGAGUAUAUCCACACCUUGGACCCGAAGGGUGCUCUCAUCAAGCCGAUUGUCACGCCACGCUUCGCACCGACCUGCACGCGUCCCGCUCUCGAGGGCCUUGGGAAAUUGGCCGCGGAGUAUAACCCACCGCUGCACAUCCAGACCCAUAUCUCUGAGAACACGAACGAAAUCGCACUCGUCAAGGAACUCUUCCCGGAGGCAAGUAGCUAUGCCGCCGUCUACGACAAGUAUAACCUUCUCACCAAGCGGACAAUCCUGGCUCACGCAGUCCAUCUCACGCCAGAUGAGCGCAGUCUGAUCCGCCAGCGGGACGCGAAAAUCUCCCACUGUCCUGCAUCGAACGCGGCGCUAGGCUCCGGGAUCGCGCCCGUCCGUGUCUUCCUAGACGAGGGGAUUACAGUCGGCCUGGGCACCGACGUGAGCGGCGGCUAUAGCCCCAGCAUCCUCGAGGCCGCGCGCCAGGCUUGCCUCGCGUCACGUCUGCUCGGCCACACAACUUCUUUCUGUCACACGGAGAGCAAGCAGACACUCCAGAACGGCAAUUCUGAUAAGCCCACCCUCGGUCGGGAGAAACUCACUGUCGAGGAGAGUCUGUACCUCGCAACGCGCGGCGGCGCGGCCGUCGUGGAUAUGGCAGAUGAUAUCGGCGGGUUUGACGAGGGCAUGAUUUGGGACGCACAGCUCAUCGAGCUGGGCGGUGUCAAGGACCUGGGCGACAACGACAAUCCUCUUGAUGGGCAAGUGAAUGGUGUUCAGGGCCUGGUAAAGACUGGGCCGGUGGGCAACGUCGACCUCUUUGGCUCCGAGACGUGGCAAGAGAAGAUUCACAAGUGGGUGUGGAGCGGUGAUGAUCGCAACGUUAAAGCUGUUUGGGUCGGCGGAAGGCUGGUUCACUCAAGGUCGUAG
Penicillium canariense is the source of this 1620-nucleotide messenger RNA. RefSeq names its product guanine deaminase. The coding region runs from base 1 to 1620 and encodes 539 amino acids. Gene Ontology annotation, biological process: guanine metabolic process. Gene Ontology annotation, cellular component: cytosol. The transcript is spliced from 2 exons. Gene Ontology annotation, molecular function: guanine deaminase activity; zinc ion binding. The record is from RefSeq and is a predicted model, not a curated record. NCBI's taxonomy places the organism in Eukaryota, Fungi, Ascomycota, Eurotiomycetes, Eurotiales, Aspergillaceae.